CUCACGGUACACACCGUAAACUGUUACUCCACGCUGCGCUGCACGGCUUCCUCUUCCUCCCUCCUCUUCUUCUCCUCAGAUCCCUCUCGCGGUCGCGGCCAACAACCACAGAUCCACAUCCCAAAGCUGCAGCGCGGGGGGCCGCAGCAGCCGCAGCAGCAGCAAUGGCGGUGCGCGCGAGCCUCGCCUGCUUCCCCUCCGACGCGGCACUCCAGGAGUCCUCGGGCAUCCCGUGGGGCGUCGCCGUGACGCCCUUCUCCGCCGCCGACGAGCGCGGCGCGGCGCCCGCCACCGGCGCCGAGGGCCACCUCCUCCCGCGCUGCGACUCCUGCUACGCCUACUUUAGCACCCUCUGCCCGCUCCACCGCUGGUCGUGGUCCUGCGCCAUCUGCUCCGCCGACAACGACCUCACCCCCGACGCCUCCGCGCGGUACGCCCGCGACGGCGGCCAGGACCCGCCCGAGAUGCGCUCCGCCUUCGUGGACCUCCUCCUCCCUGGGGAAGAGGGAGAGGCGGCGACGACGACGCCAGUGUACGUGGCGGCAAUCGACUUGUCCUCUUCGGAGGAGUUCUUGGAGCUAGUCAAAAGUGCUCUCCUAGCAGCUCUUGAAGCUAUCCCUCCAGGAUCAUUGUUUGGGCUUUUGACAUUUAGCAGCAAGAUAGGUUUAUAUGAUGUUCAAGGUCCGAUACCGAUUGUGAAGAAUGCUUUCAUCCCUCCUGAUUCUGAUGGUACCUUACUUGUCGACCUUGAAGAUGUCAUGCCGCUUCGUUCCUUUUUGGCUCCUGUCGACGGGUGCAAAGAUCGCAUUGCUGAAGCACUUGAAACAAUUAAACCAACAUCUUCCUGGGAAAUAACAGCAACUGCCUCAGAAGUCCAGGAUCACGCGUUGCAUCAUGCCCGCGGUUUUGGGUUAGCAAUGGAUGCUGUUGUCAACUACCUAUGUACAGAGUACGGAAGUUUGUUUGAACUUGCAAGGAUAUUCACAUUUUUGUCUGGUCCACCGAAUUACGGGCCUGGCCAAAUAGAAACAAGAAGUGACGUGGACCAUAAUGCUGCUAAAAUGCUGGGAUCCGACCAUACAUUCAUUUCCGAGCAGACAAAUUUCUACACAAAUCUGGCUGCUAGUGCUGUUCAAGCAGGUGUAUGUGUGGACCUUUUUGCAAUUACAAAUGAAUACACAGAUCUUUCUUCCUUGAAAGUUCUUAGUGUUGAGAGCGGUGGCUCAUUGUACAUGUAUUCAAGUACAGAUGAAUCAACACUUCCGCAAGAUAUAUACAAAAUGCUAAGCCGUCCUUAUGCUUUCGGAUGUGUGCUGCGUUUGAGAACAUCUUCAGAGUUCAAGAUUGCUGAUUCUUAUGGCCAUUUCUUUCCGGAUCCUCAAUACAUGCAUGUUCAGCACAUAAAUUGUUGUGACUCAUUUGCUACCUACGUCUAUGACUUUGAGUUUCAAAAGGAUUCUCAGUUUUCCAGGAAGUCAAGCCCUCCUAUACUUCAAAUUGCAUUCAAGUACACAACGAUUGUGCAACAGGGUGAUACUUCUGAUGAUGUCUCAAAUUCUGUCAGCAGAUCAAAGUUCACCUUGCAAAGGCGGCUAAGAGUGCGGACUAUCCAGUACAACAUAACUGCUAAUAUCUGGGACCUGUAUGAUUUUGUUGAUCCAGAUGUUGUAUUGACUAUACUAGUACACCAGGUUAUUUUGGCUUCGUUAAGUGAUGUGCUAGAGGCAAGGAUAUGGCUCCGUGAUUGGUUGGUGAAUUUCAUUGCCCAGUACAACAAGGCAUACAAGGUCGUUAGAUCUGGUGGAACUGGAAUGUCUGAUAUUGAUGUUGAUUUCAUACACUGCUCACAACUGCAACCUCUGUCAAGACUUGUAUUUGCUUUUCUAUUAAGUCCACUGCUUCAGCUUCACGGUCAAGGUAUUCAUCCAGAUUAUCGGACAUAUUUGCAAUGCCUCUUCAGUGCACUGGAGGCAUCAUCGCUUCGCCAAGCUAUAUGUCCUACAUUGAUUUCAUACUCUUCUCCUGAUGUAGAAGCAGAAGUGCAUCAGUCACUAAGUCGAAGUGUAUUCAACAGUGAGAGCCCGAUAUUCCUUCUUGAUGCCUACACUGAUCUUCUGGUGUAUUACUCACCUACAGUCAGUAGCACAAUCCCCUUCCCUCCUCCACGUGACUGUCUGUUGAGAUCCAAGAUUGAUAGAUUGAAGCAAGAAAGGAAUAUAACCCCCAAGCUUGUCUUUAUCCAUGGUGCACACGAUGAUACUACAGCAUUCGAGAGAUACCUGAUUGAGGAUCAAAGUGUCGAUGGUUCUUUGGUAGCUAGCGCCACAGGUUUUAGAUCGUUCCUUGAGGGCAUCCGAAGCAGGAUAGCUGAGUACAGCAGAUAGGCGCCCGUUUCAGCCGUUGCUUGAGCUGCCCAGUAUUCAAGGAUUGAUUUUUCUUGCUAUCAUGGAUCCGCUGCUCCCUUUGCCUUGAAGCCAUGUUGUUCCUCAUCUGCUCUGUAUCCAUGGAGGUGAUCUACCAGUUCUCGCGGGACUGCUAGGGGAACCGAUUUUUAAAUGCAUUUGUAAGUUCAGACUCUGCAAUGUUUUACAAUAUGAACAUCCACACCGGCUGACCGGCUUUGCAUGGUGGGUUGGACUGUAUACUAGAGAGCAUAUGCAUAUUUGAUACAUGUUUGUUUAGGCGGCGAUUUUGGCCGUGUACUGAUGUGUUCCUCUUACAUAGUACGGUUAUGGUGCAUGCAAAACUAGACGUUAACAGUGGAUGUCUUUGGCAAAGUAAUGAAGCUUUCUUCUUCCUUUUUU
This is a messenger RNA of Oryza sativa Japonica Group (Japanese rice), 2804 nucleotides long. RefSeq names its product protein transport protein SEC23 D. The record is from RefSeq and is a predicted model, not a curated record. Gene Ontology annotation, cellular component: COPII vesicle coat; endoplasmic reticulum exit site. Gene Ontology annotation, biological process: intracellular protein transport; endoplasmic reticulum to Golgi vesicle-mediated transport; COPII-coated vesicle cargo loading. Gene Ontology annotation, molecular function: zinc ion binding; SNARE binding. Lineage: Eukaryota; Viridiplantae; Streptophyta; Magnoliopsida; Poales; Poaceae.